Molecule: messenger RNA, 4851 nt
Organism: Linum trigynum
Lineage: Eukaryota; Viridiplantae; Streptophyta; Magnoliopsida; Malpighiales; Linaceae
Source: the annotation of a GenBank genome assembly
AGCGGAAAGGGUGAUUGGAGAGAGAAAUUUGAGUUGUGUUGUUGUAGUUGUAGGUGGGGGGCGGAGGUGAUUGGAGAGCUGGUGCAUAGAGACUGGGAGAGAGAAGGGUAUGUCUGGCUCUGGCGGCGGCGGUGGCGGGUGCAGUUGCGUAGUAUGGCUGAGGAGAGAUCUGAGGAUAGAAGAUAACCCGGCGUUGGUGACUGGGGUUAGAGCAGGGACGGUGGUGCCGUUGUUUAUAUGGGCGCCGGAAGAGGAAGGCCAUUACUAUCCUGGAAGGGUGUCCCGCUGGUGGUUGAAGCACAGCCUUGCCCAUCUCGAUUCGUCCUUGCGCAAUCUCGGCGCUCCUUUGCUGACUAAGAGAUCCACUGAUUCCCUCUCUACUCUCCUUCAGGUCCUUCAAUCGACCGGCGCCACUCACCUCUUCUUCAACCACUUAUAUGAUCCUUUGUCACUUGUUCGGGAUCACAGAGCCAAGGAAGUUUUGACAGCUAGAGGAAUAGUUGUGAGAUCCUUCAAUGCAGACCUUCUUUAUGAACCAUGGGAUGUUACUGAUGCUCAAGGCCUUCCUUUCUCCACCUUUGCUUCCUUCUGGGAAAGAUGCCUUACCAUGCCUUAUGAUCCUGAAGCUCCUUUACUCCCGCCUAAGAGGAUUAUAUCAGGUGAUGUCUCGAGAUGUCCUUCCGAUACAUUAGUAUUUGAAGACGAAUCGGAGAAGGCAAGCAAUGCACUCCUUGCUCGAGCAUGGUCACCUGGGUGGAGCAAUGCUGACAAAGCCUUGACGACAUUUAUCAAUGGGCCGUUGCUUGAGUACUCGAAUAACCGUAGGAAGGCUGACAGCGCCACGACCUCGUUUCUCUCUCCUCACUUGCAUUUUGGGGAAGUUAGUGUGAGAAAGGUUUUUCAUCUCCUUCGGAUCAAGCAGGUUUUGUGGGCCAAUGAAGGAAACCAAGCUGGGGAAGAGAGCGUGAAUCUGUUUCUCAAGUCGAUCGGUCUUAGGGAGUACUCGAGGUACAUGAGUUUUAAUCAUCCCUACAGUCACGAGAGGCCUCUCCUAGGGCACCUCAAGUUCUUUCCAUGGGUUGUGGAUGAGGGAUAUUUUAAGGCAUGGAGACAAGGAAGGACUGGUUAUCCUUUAGUCGAUGCUGGAAUGAGGGAAUUAUGGGCCACAGGGUGGAUGCAUGAUCGGAUAAGAGUGGUGGUUUCAAGUUUCUUUGUUAAAGUUCUGCAACUUCCAUGGAGAUGGGGGAUGAAAUAUUUCUGGGAUACACUCUUGGAUGCUGAUUUAGAGAGCGAUGCUCUUGGUUGGCAAUACAUUUCUGGAACUCUCCCUGAUGGACGUGAGUUCGAUCGCAUUGAUAACCCACAGUUUCAGGGUUACAAAUUCGACCCUAAUGGUGAAUAUGUCCGUCGCUGGCUUCCCGAGCUUGCUAGGCUGCCAACCGAAUGGAUACAUCAUCCAUGGAAUGCACCUGAAUCAGUCCUUCAAGCAGCUGGCAUCGAAUUGGGAUCCAACUAUCCUCGCCCCAUUGUAGGAAUAGACGCUGCAAAAGUCAGGUUGGAAGAAGCACUCUCUGAGAUGUGGCAACUUGAGGCUGCUUCGAGAGCAGCAAUUGAGAAUGGCACUGAAGAAGGUCUUGGAGAAUCCUCCUAUGACUUGGAACCGAUUGCAUUCCCUCAGGACAUACAAAUGGAGGAGGAAGAACAACAGCAUCAUGAACAACCUAUGAGAAACAACAAUCCUUUGGUAGCAGUUCGCCGUUAUGAAGAUCAGAUGGUGCCGAGCAUGACAACUUCUAUCCUGAGAGGGGUGGAUGAUGAGGAAACAUCUGCAGAUGCCCAAAAUGCUGCUGAAGAUAGCAGAGCGGAAGUUCCAGGAAAUGUAAAUCAAGAACUGAGGGGAGAUGCUUCAAACGAAGAGUUUAUGCAGACUGUUCACCGGGCUAACCCUUUGCCUCAAGUUAACAUGGUUAGGGUUGGAGCAAAUGCUGCAGACGACUCUGCAUCAGAAUCUUCUUCAAGCACACGGAGGGAGAGGGAUGGGGGCGUCGUUCCAGUUUGGUCUCCUCCUCCAACUCCGAGUUACUCGGAUCAGUUUGUUGGUGAUGAAAAUGGAAUGGGUUCGAGUUCUUCUUACUUGCAGAGGCAUCAAUCUCACCAGAUACUCAACUGGAGGCGGCUUCCCCAGACUGGGUAGUAUCGAGUCUUUUGAAAGACUUGGGGCACUCUAACGAGAUGCCAGGUACUUAUCUUGUCAGUUUUGAUGUUUUCUUUAACGUAGAAAAGUAUGUGUUGCACAUGUACAACUUUGUCUGUUUUCGCACACCCAUGUGACGAAUCUAAUUAGUUUUGGCUUUAGAUGGCCAACACCCCACCUCUUUUAUCGUCUCCAUCUCUAAAUACUAUAAAGCGUUUUCUCCCAAAACUCUUCACCGCAUCUUGCGGAAUUUUUUUUUUUUUUUCCUUUUUCCGCAUUUGCAAACAGCAGCGGCCAAUUUUUAUAUAUUUUAUUAUUUUCUUUCACAUGCUUUAUUUUAUUUUAUUUGGUAAGUACGUGCUUUAUUUUUUAAAAGAAUCGUGUUUGUCCAAUUUGCAAGUUCUCGAGAAUUUUCUCAUUGUAUUUUGUUUGGCCGGUUAAAAUUAAUAAUUUUGAAAUUGUAUCGGAGGUUAUACAAAAAUAAGUCAGUAAUUUUCUUAAACAAAAUGUUAGUAAUAAGAUAUUUUGUAUAAAAAUUAUGGUUUGACUGUGAUUCAAUUGUUGUUUUACACCCGUUUAAAAUCACCUAUCAUUUAGAGUCUGAUAUUCAAUAUUUUCGCUCCAACCGGGUAGUGCGGUGGAUUUCUAAAACAUUGGUGAAAAUACACUUGGUACUAUUUUUUCAAGAAUUCUUAGUUGAACCUUAGCUCAAAUAUCUCACUUUAUAAAUUGAUCUAUAUUGUCUGGAAGAAGAUUUUUCAGUGGGUUUAGUUCAUGAAUCUUCGCAUACAUACAAUGCACCGAGACUUUAUAUUAUAACAAUUUCAACAUGAGAAUUUUUUGGUAAAACUUCAUUGUGGGAAUGAGUCAUGAGAUUGAUGCCCAAUAUUUUAGAUAAUAGACGAACUAUCAUGAGAUUGAUGCCCAAUAUUGAAAUUUUUUAACAAUAGUAUUUUAUAAAUUUUGCCAAAAUUUAAUUUGUUUUAUUGAAAGUUUAAUGUCUUCACUUUGAAACGUGUAUUUCAUACGUCAAUGACUAAACAUUAUUUAAAAAUUAUUCAGUGUAUAAUUGAUAAAUUGCCUGAUUCAUACAAGUUAAUAUCUCAUAAAACAUAAAAUUAUUUAUGACUUAAACUUAUAGUUGGCUACAUGAAAUAUCACAAGUAUAUCUUGAAAAAUGUACACAAAAUAGUUGAAGUAUGAUGAUAAUUAAUCAGUAUAGAUGGAUAGUGGUAAUUUUUUCUUUUUUGGUUGGCUGAAAGUGGAUAAUUUUUUUAUUAUAAAAAAAAUAAUUAAAUGAGACCCAACCGGCCAACGGCCGGGCUUAAAGCUAGUUUAAAACUAAGAACAUAUUCCAUGACUUUUCUUUCCUCUUUGUUCUUCAACUUUAUAUCACAACUUUUCAUUUAGAUAUAAGAAAGAAAGAAUGUUGGUUCAUUUCCGUCCCUAUGAGUUAGUACCCUAGGCUGUUUUAAUAAAUUAAAGUUCUUUUGGUUUUGAACCUAAUCAACCUGGGUAUAUUUAGCAAAUUCAUCCAUGAUCCAUAUCAUUACUGUCUCUGCCUCUCUGGGGUGCUAAAUAAGAAUUUCUAUCAUACCUGGCAUUUGAGAUUAAAGAAGCGUUUACCAUGGCAAUGAUGCUUAUUAAAAAUCGUAGUAUAUUAACUUGUUUUGGUACGACUACCUGUUUGGCAUUCUGAUUCUGCUCUGUUGGCUGGUAGGUACACACAAGUACUGGACUGUGCAGGUUAAAGUACAUGGGAAUGAUGCUCUAAUCCCCAUCAACCCGCUCGGUGUCGAAAUCAAAUAGUCCCAACUAAAUCGCUCAUUUCCACGAUAACCUGUAAGCUGAUCACUGCACUGAGACCUCGAAUGUGGAUACUACUACUACUACUACCAUACGAAUCAGCCAGACGAUAUUAUUAUCGUUCCACUCCUUAUAUGUACCAUGUAUCUACUUUGUAUGCUGUAUAGUUUUUCAUCCAUUUUUUCUUUUUUGGUUCGUGUUGUAAGGUAUGAUAAUUGUUGACAGCGUUUGUAGCUGGAUCAGGAAUUCCAGGUUUGUGCUCCGAUAUUGAAAUUUAAUUGGGUCAGAGUAGGCAGAUGGUUCCCACUGUAAUUCUUGCUCUUUAUGCCUUUGUUUUUCUUCUUACCGGCACUAGUGCGUCUCUAUUAUCGAGUGAAAAACAGGAAAAUUAAAGUCCUACCUGCGCCCAAGUGCCAUUGCAUGUGAUUAGCACUUCUUGGUGUUCCUAUACAAACUGUAAUUACUUUUGCUACCAGGAUGAACCUACGCGGGUGUGAACUGUGGUCAUCGCAAGGUGAAUGUUGUGAGUAGUGGUGUCUCCAGUUCUGACUCGAGGGAGAGGUGUGUUAUGUUCACACGCUCUUAUCCCUCGGUGGAAGUUGGGUUGUGCCUUAGUCAGGCACCUGGUGUGGCAGCCUGUCGAGCGGUCGGUGUUCACACCCUCGAAGUGGAAGUGACUAGGUCAAGUACUGUGUAGGCGGGUGUGCUUGCGGGCAGUUCCUAGCUCUUACUGGCUAGGAUCAAAAUGUAAAUUUUGAAAAGUUUAGGUACUAAAAUGUCAUAAUAAAAAAAUUUAGGUACCAAAAUGUAAUUUUCCAACGAUAUUUUUCGUAUAAAAUAUAAAUUUUAGG